AUGAGCGGACCUGAAACCGGCGGACGCUACAGCUUCUCCCUCACGACCUUCUCGCCGUCCGGCAAGCUCGUACAGAUCGAGCAUGCGCUGGCAGCUGUUGGGCAGGGAACGACGAGUCUGGGCAUCAAGGCGACGAACGGCAUCGUCCUCGCUACCUCGAAGAAGGCGCCUUCCCCGCUUGUCGACGACUCUAUGCUCGAGAAGGUCGCGCUGAUCUGCCCCAACAUUGGCAUGGUCUACUCGGGCAUGGGUCCCGACUUCCGAGUGCUCGUCGCCAAAGCACGAAAGUCGGCGCAGGCGUACUGGAAGAUCUACGGAGAGUACCCGAGCACGAGGGUGAUGGUUGGUGAGAUUGCGACGGUCAUGCAGGAUGCGACUCAAUCUGGCGGUGUCCGACCAUUCGGCGUCUCGCUCCUCGUCGCCGGCUUCGACAACGCACGAGGGCAUACCUUGUACCAGGUCGACCCGUCCGGCUCGUUCUGGGCGUGGAAGGCGAGCGCAAUCGGCAAGAACCAGACGAACGCGAAGACGUUCCUCGAGAAGCGCUACAAUGACGACCUCUCGCUCGAAGACGCGAUUCACACCGCCUUGUUGACGCUAAAGGAGGGCUUCGAAGGUGUGAUGGACGAGAAGACAAUCGAGCUGGGCAUCAUCUCGACGACGCCGACCGAGGAGGGCGUCGCGACGACGGGACACGGCACGGGCUUGAACGGCGCGCCUGGGUUCCGGAAGCUCACGGAGGCGGAGGUUGCGGAUUACCUGCAGCUGUAG
Molecule: messenger RNA, 771 nt
Organism: Rhodotorula toruloides NP11
Lineage: Eukaryota; Fungi; Basidiomycota; Microbotryomycetes; Sporidiobolales; Sporidiobolaceae
Product: 20S proteasome subunit,threonine-type endopeptidase
Exons: 7
Coding region: 1-771 (256 amino acids)
Biological process (GO): ubiquitin-dependent protein catabolic process
Cellular component (GO): proteasome core complex, alpha-subunit complex; proteasome core complex
Source: RefSeq, a predicted model, not a curated record